UUAUGGCUUUGCGCCGUUAUGGCCUCGCGCCGUUUUGGGCUGUACCCUAUUUUUCCUUAUACUCUCUUUUAAAGACAAUCGACACAAUGACAACCUCCCACGGUUCCCUAAUAGAAACAAGAACUGCCGUAUUAACAGCCGGCAAACGAGGACCAAUGCUUCUUCAAGACUCUGUCUUCCUAGACGAAUUAAUGAAAUUUGACCGAGAAAGGAUACCCGAAAGGGUUGUACAUGCAAAAGGGGCAGCGGCUUUUGGCUUUUUUGUUGUAACCAACGAUAUUACAAAGUAUACAAAAGCUUCGAUCUUUGCAAAGAUUGGGAAGAGAACCCCCUGUUUUUUUAGAUUUUCGACUGUUGGUGGGUUUUGGAUUUUUUUAAAGAUAAAUAAGGGGGAAAGAGUCCGAACAGAGGUCAAGGGUCAAGGUGUCCGAAGGUCAAGUCAAGGUCCACACAAGGGGUCCCGAACAGAGUCCGCCUAA
Meloidogyne enterolobii is the source of this 479-nucleotide messenger RNA. The record is from the annotation of a GenBank genome assembly. Lineage: Eukaryota; Metazoa; Nematoda; Chromadorea; Rhabditida; Meloidogynidae.